GCGCGGCUGCUGUACCAUCUGCGCCUCUCCGGCUGUUUGAACGCGGGGAAAAGUUUCUGCAACGCGAUGGUGCCCAAGUGUGUCAGAAGAAGACCGCCGCCCGGCAGGUAAUGAGAAAGAUGUGAAGUCAUGUUGCUGCUUUUGUCCUGCAAAUUAGAUGUAAAUGAAUCAGAUAGCUCAUGAACAUUAAAGGGAUCGAAUCUAUACUUUUGGCAUUCAGUGGCAUUCAGUGAUUUCUAUCUAUCCGGUAUUGCUACUAUUCCUUUCCAUGACAAUAUUGCCCAUUUCAUCAUGGGCCUCACUUUAUGAGUGCAGAGAGAGGUACCAACCUUUGUGCUACUACUUAAUUUACACAGCAGGAUCCAUACAAUCAAACAAAUGGCUGAUCUCAAUAAAGAAGAGAAGGAUGUAAAAUGCCUCCAGUGCUCUGCAACAUUUCAACCAAGCAAUAUUGUAUUUUCUUGUCCCUAUUGCAAAAAGGAUUCAGUUCCUUCAGGAACUGUAGUAGAAACCUCAGAUGUAACAACUGAUAAAGCAAAUGAGAAUUUAGAACCUGAAGAAGGCCCCUCAAGAAAACAAGUAUCUUCUUUAGAAGAUAUGUCAAAGGCAGACUUAACAGACUCUCACAAAAAAAUGCUUGUUACCCCAGGCAUUCGUGGCAAUAUUGCAGAAUGCAAAAUCCCACAUACACGAAUAGAUGAUGGAGCAGCUAUUCAGCAAAUUUAUUCUUUUGGAAGGAAAUUAGGACAGGGCAGCUUUGGUGUAGUGAUUGAAGUAACACACAAAGAAACAGGAGUAAAGUGGGCAAUGAAGAAAGUGAACCGUGAAAAGGCUGGGAGUUCUGCUGUAAAGCUUCUUGAACGAGAAGUAAGCAUUCUGAAAAGAGUAAACCAUGAGCAUAUAAUACAUCUUGAAGAAGUAUUUGAGACGCCAAAGCGGGUGUAUCUUAUAAUGGAGUUAUGCGAAGAUGGAGAACUUAAAGAGAUUCUUCAAAGAAAAGGUCAUUUUUCAGAGAAUGAGACUCGGCAUAUAAUCCAAAGUCUUGCAUCAGCAAUUGCUUAUCUUCACAAGAAAGAUAUAGUUCAUAGAGAUUUGAAAUUGGAAAACAUUUUAGUUAAAAGCAGUGACAUUGAUGAACAAAAUGAAAUGAAAUUAAACAUAAAGGUAACUGAUUUUGGUUUAGCUGUUCAAAAGAUGGGAGGAAGUGAAAGCAUGUUCCAGUCUACCUGUGGGACUCCUAUUUAUAUGGCUCCAGAAGUGAUAAGUGCACAUGACUAUAGCCAACAGUGUGAUGUGUGGAGCAUAGGUGUCAUUAUGUAUAUGCUAUUAUCUGGCGAAUCGCCUUUUAUGGCAAGUUCAGAAGAAAAACUUUUUGAAGUUAUAAAAAAAGGAGAACUUCAUUUUAAACAGUCAGUGUGGCAAUCAGUCAAUAUAGCUGCUAAAAAUAUACUGCGGCUGCUUCUGAAAGUAGAUCCUGCCCACAGAAUCACUGCAAAUGAACUGCUUGACUGCCAGUGGAUCACAGGUGAAACAGACAUUGUUCAAAGGCCAUUUAAUGUCCUUGAGUUAAUGAAGAAGUGGAAUAGCAGCGGUAGCAGCACUACAGAUGUAGCAGUUUUUGAAGAUGGACUAAAUGGUGCAUCACCUGCCUCACAACUGGAAGAAAUUCGUGGAGAACAAGAUAGCCCCGUUAGCAGCAAUGGCAAUUCAGACCCCAAUAUAGAAAUAGAACCAGAGAGUGGGAGCAGCAAACCCUCAACACCAACAAAACAAACUAACAAGAAAAAAAGUCAUAUUAAUGUUUUACCAAAUGGGACUUAUAGAAAGAAGAGUUCAACUGUCAAAUCGACCAGCAGUAUUCAGAGUGGAGUUGGAUCAUUGUCUCCAAGACUGGUUGGAAAACGCACAGAUAAUCAAGAGAAGAAAAUUGAGAUAGAGAAAUCUUUAACCCAAGGACUUGCAAGCAAAAAUACACAAAAAGCCAGUGCCCAUAGUGGCUUACACAAAAACAAGAAGAAAUCUUAGAAGAAUCCCACUCUUCAAAAUGUAAGUCCUACAAUGUAACGAUUGCCAGUGCCAAAGUGUGGCAGCUCUAUAAAAAAAGGACCAAUAUACCUUGAACUUCUAUACUUGUUGUUGUUGUUGUUGUUAUUCUGAAGCCUGUAAUCAUCAAGAAAAGUCUAGUUUCAGAGUAGUGCUGAUAAGUGUUCUAAAGCAGUGGGAAUUCCCAAACUCUGUAAGGGCAUCCACUGAUAGUAUUACACCCAGAGCAGAAAAUUGUGUGAAAUUUCUGUCUUUUAUUUAUCAUAUCUAACAGGCAUCAUUCAGGCAAGCAACUAAUUUCUUUGAAUCCACUUGUAUUUGUCUAAGAUUGCUUUUUAUUGUCAUAAAAUUUUGUGAAAGGAGAAAAGAAAAUAAGAAGCCAAAGUAUGUAAUGACUAAGUGAUGAGGUUAUUUUUUAAUAACUAACUGCAUUUUGCACUUGUCAGAAAUUGAUAGGAUUUGUUUAUAAAACUGUAGGUAUUAUAUAUAACUGGUGUACCAAGGUCAAUUAAAUUUGUUUCUAAUUCUUUAUGCAUGAUAGUUAGUUGGAUAAUUUACUUUAAGCAAUUGUAGAUAUUAUGAAAAUUGCCAAGGUUAAUCCUGCUGCUAAAAUGCUUGUGUAUUUAA
Messenger RNA from Ahaetulla prasina, 2670 nucleotides. It is a transcript of the gene STK33, whose product is annotated as serine/threonine kinase 33. The transcript is spliced from 16 exons. The coding region runs from base 379 to 2025 and encodes 548 amino acids. Lineage: Eukaryota; Metazoa; Chordata; Lepidosauria; Squamata; Colubridae. Gene Ontology annotation, biological process: protein phosphorylation. Gene Ontology annotation, molecular function: protein kinase activity; ATP binding. The record is from RefSeq and is a predicted model, not a curated record.